GGAUUGUUGACCAGGUGCGUUUCGCUGGAGGUGUGUAUAGAACCCCACCCAGGCGUCCUUAAACGAUAUGUGUACGGAUACUUGUACAUAUUCAGUCCGCUUCACAAGGUCCUCGCACCACCAUCUGUUUCCAGACAACAUCAUUCAUACCCAGGCUACCAGUUCACCAAACUCAGGCGUGGAUAUGACAUCCUGGGAUGCCAUAGCUGUGGCAACCAACGACGCUGAACGCAAUGCAUUCUACAGCAAAUUCCUCGGCGCAGAGCCUGAAAUCGCGGCCUUUGUUGACCACCGCCUGGGCUGGGGCGGAGCCGGAAAGUACAAGGAAUGGCUGAAGGGAUCGUUUAACCUCAGUGCCGUCAUCGAACAUUGCGGCAACGGAAAUCGUGCUCUCAUUCGCUUCCCUAUCCCGGGGCGCAUAUAUGAACCGUGAGGGCUGAAAAGGUCGCGAAUGAGGCGAUGGUUAUCGACUAUCUUCGUGAACAAACCACCAUCCCCGUCCCUCGUGUGCUCUCCUGGGGUUUUGCUGAAGAGAGCCCACAGCAACUCGGGCCUUUCAUCAUUAUGGAUUUCGCCGAAGGGGAUUGUCUGGCUAGU
Molecule: messenger RNA, 597 nt
Organism: Phialemonium atrogriseum
Lineage: Eukaryota; Fungi; Ascomycota; Sordariomycetes; Cephalothecales; Cephalothecaceae
Exons: 1
Coding region: 68-433 (121 amino acids)
Source: RefSeq, a predicted model, not a curated record